AUUCGACAAUGCGCCGUCCCUGGUGGAGUUUGGGGAACUUUAGCUCGGAGAGGUGUUUUCAAAAGAAGCAACAAUGAACACAAAUAAACCAGCUGAAGGUUCAAAGCCAGGCUUGGCAGAGACAGACGCUGCUGUGAAGAUUGUUUCUUCUUCUGGUGCUGCUUCUGCCGUGGUCAAAGUGAUCCCUUCACCUGGCCCUGUCCUGAAGCCCCCCUCCUCUGUUUCUGUACAGCCCAGUCCCACCAUCUCUGCUCCUGUCGUGGUGGCAAAAAUGAAUGCCCCUGGAGCAGUGAGGAGCACUGUGACACAACAGCAGGUGACCAAGAACCUAAACCCAGGAGUCCAGAUUAGCCCCUCUUCCACUCCAAGCCGGACAUUGGUGAUCACUGUCCCCAGAGGUGCUGCUGCCACUCAGCAAGUGAAUGUGGCUCCUCGAGUGGCCCAAACAACCUCCGCACAGCUCCCGGCCAACUUCCAAAUCCCUCCAGGUAUGAUGCUGAUCCGCAGUGAUAGUGGGCAGUUGAUGUUGGUGUCGCAGCAGGCUCUGGCUCAGGCACAGCAGGCUACACGCCCCAGCACCGGACCCCCCACGCCCAGGCUCCUCAGUCCUCCGCCAACUCCUCCAGCAGGCAAAAUGAAUGACAAGGUGACUGUGAUCCGAAUGGCAGCUUCACCCAACUUCCAGACAUCUCCGAUACAGAAGCCUUCCCUGGUAAAGGUUGUCAGUGUACCCCCGAAACCUGCUACAGUCCAGUCCCUGAACCAGCCUCGAAUCCUGACUUCAGUCCGAGAGCCAAAGAAGGACGCAACAUCUACUUUUAGCCAGGAAACACUGGAAAGCGUAAAGAAGUGUAAGAACUUUCUGGUGACUCUCAUCAAACUGGCCUCGAGUGACUCAAGAUCAGCAAACAUGGCCAACAACGUCCGAGGACUGGUCAAAAGUUUACUGGAAGGGAAGGUGGAAGCAGAUGAGUUCACAGAGCAUCUGUAUCGUGAGCUGAAGUCCACUCCACAGCCCUGUCUUGUGCCUUUUCUGAAGAAAAGUCUCCCAGCUGUAAGAAUCCUGACUCCUGACCCACAGCUUUUUAUUUACGAAGCAGCAACUAAAACUUCCAUUUCCCCUAAACCUACCGCUGACACAGCAAAGCAGUUGAUGCCUCCUCCCAAGCCACUGGCGCCUGGAUGGCUUUCUCAAUCCAGAAACCAAAUUCUUCCCAAAUCAACAGGACUACAGUCUGCAAGGAACUUCACAGGUACCCUUUCAAUGAGACAAUCACAUGAGCAGCCUCGUCCAAUGUCCAAAGGCACCUCGGGAUCCUAUAAAGAAGAUGAUGACAUAAACGAUGUGGCUUCUAUGGCUGGAGUGAAUCUCAGGGAGGAAAAUGCUCAGAUCCUCACCACUCAUGUCGGUGCUGUGGUGCAGUCCUGCCAAGACCAGCCCUUUCUCGCCCCAAAUGCACUGCUUGCCAAAAUCCUACAAAUAGGUCAGCCUUUGGAAGUCACAGAGGUGGGCCCAGAGGUGGUAGAGCUGGUCUCUCACGCAGCUCAAGAGUUUCUGCGCACUUGGCUGGAGAAACUCUCUGUUACAGCCCAACACCGCAAAAACCUCAUUAAGAACGACUGGUUACACUCCAAAGUGAGUGACGUUCGCGCUCAGCUGAAGUUUCUGGAGGACAUGGAGACUUUGAGAAAGAGGAGGACAGAUGAAGAGGAGCGAGAGAGGCUGCUGCGGCUGGCCCAAAGCCGUGCACAUGUGGAAGACCCAGAGAUGUUGCUGCUGAAGCAAAGAGCCAAGGAGCUGCAGCAAUUGGAGCAGGCAGCGCUGCAGCACAGGGAGACCAACCUCGCAGCACUGGCUGCGAUUGGGCCCCGAAAGAAGAAGCCCCUGGAGCUGGAUGGGCAGGUUUGUGUGCUGCCCUAUCCCGGUGUUCCGAGAGUGACCCGGAUCAUCUUGAGAGACCUGUUGCAAUGUAUGGAACAGGACCGCUUCCUCAGGCACUCCCUCACUCUCUACAGAGCCAUGCAGUGAACCCCCAAACUACCCCAGUGUGGGGUAGCUAUAAGGCUUGUUACAAUCACCACAACAAACUAUCAGUACAUUCAAUUGUUUUCUUUUAUUUCAAUCUCUUUCAGUGUAUAUAAUUUGAAUUUAUAGAAUACCUUAUUGUUUGUUGUUGCUGUCACUAGAAAGUUGAAAGUAGAAAAAUAAUCAUUUAUUUUUUGUAAGUCACUUCAGAAAUGGAAAUGU
Boleophthalmus pectinirostris (great blue-spotted mudskipper) is the source of this 2248-nucleotide messenger RNA. It is a transcript of the gene taf4b, whose product is annotated as TAF4B RNA polymerase II, TATA box binding protein (TBP)-associated factor. Gene Ontology annotation, biological process: DNA-templated transcription; transcription initiation at RNA polymerase II promoter. Gene Ontology annotation, molecular function: RNA polymerase II general transcription initiation factor activity; protein heterodimerization activity; DNA binding. The transcript is spliced from 17 exons. Gene Ontology annotation, cellular component: transcription factor TFIID complex. Bases 74 to 2029 code for a protein of 651 amino acids. The record is from RefSeq and is a predicted model, not a curated record. Lineage: Eukaryota; Metazoa; Chordata; Actinopteri; Gobiiformes; Gobiidae.